This is a messenger RNA of Manduca sexta (tobacco hornworm), 2479 nucleotides long. RefSeq names its product V-type proton ATPase subunit B-like (gene Vha55). Gene Ontology annotation, molecular function: proton-transporting ATPase activity, rotational mechanism; ATP binding. NCBI's taxonomy places the organism in Eukaryota, Metazoa, Arthropoda, Insecta, Lepidoptera, Sphingidae. Gene Ontology annotation, cellular component: proton-transporting V-type ATPase, V1 domain. The transcript is spliced from 11 exons. Gene Ontology annotation, biological process: proton transmembrane transport; ATP metabolic process. The record is from RefSeq and is a predicted model, not a curated record. The coding region runs from base 137 to 1621 and encodes 494 amino acids.
CUAUUGCCUUGUGAUGGGUCACGUGACGGCACGUGAAGGAGAAUAGACAAAACAACCAUUCGUCAGUUUUCGGGCGAGGAGGCAGGCGCAGUUUGGUGUUUUAUUGAGCGGACUGCCAAAAGUGAAAACUGAAAAAAUGGCAAAAACCCUAUCCGCUGCCCAGGCGAACAAAGAACAUGUUUUGGCGGUAUCCAGGGACUUCAUUUCCCAGCCCCGCCUCACUUACAAGACGGUGUCUGGUGUAAACGGACCUCUGGUCAUUCUUGAUGAAGUGAAGUUCCCCAAGUUCUCUGAGAUUGUACAGCUGAAGCUUGCUGAUGGCACCCACCGCUCUGGUCAGGUACUUGAGGUCAGUGGCUCCAAGGCCGUUGUCCAGGUGUUCGAGGGUACCUCCGGAAUUGACGCCAAAAACACUCUUUGCGAGUUUACCGGCGACAUUCUGCGUACCCCUGUGUCAGAAGACAUGUUGGGCCGUGUGUUCAACGGCUCCGGAAAGCCCAUCGACAAAGGUCCCCCAAUCCUUGCUGAGGACUUCUUGGAUAUCCAGGGUCAGCCCAUCAACCCCUGGUCUCGUAUCUACCCUGAGGAGAUGAUUCAGACCGGUAUCUCCGCUAUUGACGUGAUGAACUCUAUCGCUCGUGGUCAGAAGAUCCCCAUUUUCUCCGCCGCCGGUCUUCCUCACAAUGAAAUUGCCGCCCAGAUCUGUAGACAGGCCGGUCUUGUUAAGAUUCCUGGUAAGUCUGUGCUGGAUGAUCAUGAGGACAACUUCGCCAUCGUGUUCGCCGCUAUGGGUGUGAACAUGGAAACCGCCAGGUUCUUCAAGCAGGACUUCGAAGAGAAUGGCUCCAUGGAGAACGUGUGCCUCUUCUUGAACUUGGCCAACGACCCUACCAUCGAGAGAAUCAUCACACCCCGUCUCGCUCUUACAGCCGCCGAGUUCUUGGCGUACCAAUGCGAGAAACACGUGCUGGUCAUCUUGACCGACAUGUCUUCGUACGCCGAGGCUCUGCGUGAGGUGUCCGCCGCCCGUGAGGAGGUGCCCGGACGUCGUGGUUUCCCAGGUUACAUGUACACCGAUUUGGCCACCAUCUACGAGCGUGCCGGACGUGUCGAGGGCAGGAAUGGAUCCAUCACUCAGAUCCCCAUUCUUACUAUGCCUAACGACGAUAUCACUCACCCUAUUCCCGAUUUGACGGGUUAUAUUACUGAGGGACAGAUCUACGUAGACCGUCAGCUGCACAACAGACAGAUCUACCCACCAGUGAACGUGCUGCCUUCCUUGUCUCGUCUCAUGAAGUCCGCCAUCGGCGAGGGCAUGACCCGCAAGGACCACUCUGACGUUUCCAACCAGCUGUACGCGUGCUACGCCAUCGGUAAGGACGUGCAAGCCAUGAAGGCCGUGGUGGGUGAGGAGGCGCUCACGCCCGACGACUUGCUCUACCUCGAGUUCCUUACCAAAUUCGAGAAGAACUUCAUCACGCAGGGUAACUACGAGAACCGCACAGUAUUCGAGUCCCUGGACAUCGGCUGGCAGCUGUUGCGUAUCUUCCCCAAGGAGAUGUUGAAGCGUAUCCCGGCGUCGAUCCUCGCAGAGUUCUACCCCCGAGACUCCCGUCACUAGGCGUCUACCGGCUCACUUGGUGUUGUUCCGAUCUGGUUUCGAUUGUUUCCGUCUAUAACUCGGAACACUUACCUUGUUACAAUAUUACAAUAUCGAUAAUUUGAUUGCCGCAUUUAUUAGAACUACCGGAUUUUGUUGAAGACUUUAGACCAUUAUCGAAAGAGAAAUGAAAUGUUAUCAUCGAAUGAAAUAGAUUUUUUAUCGAUAAUUUGUAUACACUAAUACAAAGACUUUUCUUGUAAUAUUGAGCGGGUUUUAGGUGCAAGUUUAUUGCCGUUUUCUACGUCAGUUACUGCAUUUAAAAACAGAUUUUACACCACGGUCGGAACAAAUACCCAAAUACGUUGUAAGAUAAACUAUUAUUUAAUAGUAAGUUGUUAAUAGAUUAUUGUAAUGUGUAUUACAUGUAUUACGAUCAAGUUACAAAAUAAAAUAUAAAUCUAUAUCCUCAUCUCUAAAGGUACAUACAUAUUGCUAAAGAAAAAAGUGUUGCCGUCUAUAUGUAUAUACUUUCCAUGUCGAUAAUAUAAAUAAAUUAUUGAAUAGAUGAAAUUAUUUUGUUUUGGUGCUUUGAACACGUCAUUACAUUAUUUUUGUGUGCACAAAUUGUUGAAUAAUGUGUUCAAAAUAUAUUAUAAUCGAAAUUUAUCUAAAAAAUAUAAAGGUUAUGUGAUAUCGCUUGACUAGUGCAGUUGUGUGUGACAUAUAUUUAUGUAAAUAAAGCAAUAGCCCAGUAACGAAGCGUUACAUUCCAAAUUGAGUUGGUCCUCGUUCACUGAACGCUAGAUGUUUGUAAUUCAGUGCUAAGUGAAUUAGGAAACUGUUGUUUUCAAUUGAAAUAAAAAGUAUAGAAAGUUA